AUGUCUAGUAUCGCAGAAAAAAUCAUUAAACCUAAACUUGGAGUUUUGGAAUUAGCAAAACAAUUGGGUAAUGUCUCCAAAGCGUGUAAUGUCAUGGGUUAUUCAAGAGAUAGUUUCUAUCGCUUUAAACAACUAUACGAAAAUGGCGGCGAAGAAGCUCUUCAGGAAAUCAGCCGUAAAAAACCAAAUAUCCAAAACCGUGUUCCAGAUUAUAUCGAAGAAGCAGUUACCAAUCUUGCGAUUGAGAACCCAGCUCUUGGUCAAGUGCGUGCAUCACAUGAGCUAUCACAACGUGGAAUAAUGAUUUCAGCUAGUGGUGUCCGGUCUAUCUGGUUACGUAAUGACUUGGAAACGCUUAAAAAGCGCUUAAAAGCUUUAGAAGCAAAAGUUGCUCAAGACGGUAUUCUUCUAACAGAAGAACAACUAAAAAUGCUUGAGAAAGCUAAGCUAGAAAAAGAAGCUCAUGGUGAAAUUGAAACUGAGCAUCCAGGUUAUCUUGGUUCACAAGAUACUUACUUUGUGGGUACCAUGAAGGGUGUUGGUAGGAUCUAUCAGCAAACCUUUAUUGAUACUUAUUCAAGAAUUGCAUUUGCACAACUAUAUACUGAAAAAACAGCUAUUACUUCUGCACAUGCACUAAAUGAGAAAGUGCUUCCAUGGUUCCAAGAACAUGAUAGGUACCGAAUAUUGCGGUCUAGUUGA
Molecule: messenger RNA, 702 nt
Organism: Stylonychia lemnae
Lineage: Eukaryota; Ciliophora; Spirotrichea; Sporadotrichida; Oxytrichidae
Source: the annotation of a GenBank genome assembly